GCAAUUUUUGCAAUAUGUUUGUACUAUAAAAUAUUGAACUGGUCAGUUAACUGAUCCUAAAGUGAGCUUUUAAUAUUUAUUAACAGUAAAUCCUCAGGUUUUAUUCUCUGCCCCAUUAGGAAAAUAUCUAAGUAGGCAAGACUAGCUUGCAGUUAUAGAAAUAUUAUGCCCAGUUGCAAUUAAGAAUAGACUGAGGAAAAAAGUCAUUGCGAUUGUUGUGCAGCCACUGCGAAACAGCAUCCAUCACUUCAUUAUCUUCCCCAAAAUGUCACUGCAAUAGUAUGUUGCAUAGUGACUGUUGUACAGUAUUGGGAUACAUGCCCUUGUUCACCUGUGGAAAAGGCCAUUGACGGAGUAGGACAGUAUUGAAAGAUAGCUGCGUGUUCAGCUCUCUUUCAAUAGUGACUUACACAUUUUGCAGGCAAGUCUAAUACUUCUUCCAGUGAUAUCUGGCUGAAAAAAAAAAAGCAUGUAAUACUUUCUGACUGAUCCUUGCACAUCCAGCAUACAGACCCAUGUAUCCAGUCCUCUUAAAAGGCUUUCUGUGAUGAGUACACUGUCUUUUUAACUGUUGGAAGGUCUACACUAUCUGAGCCUUCAAGAGGCCGAGAAGUGAUAAUGAAUUACAUGUUUCUUUUGUAUCCCUUUCAUUUUUUCCCCCCUUAUUCUAAUCAACCUUUUUUAAAAAUGGGCUUUGUGCCUUUCUUCAUAGUUUUUUGCAUCUAGAUAGCACUUAAGACAAAAGUAGGUGUUGAAAUGCAAAAGAAAAAUGUAUUAAUAUUGAUAAAGGACAGAUCCUGUUACACCUAUUAGAUUUUUAAAUGUUUAUUGUACUGCACUUGAGUCCCCGAAAAGAAUAAGUUAAUGCAAAAGAUGGGUGGGGUGCCUUUCCUUUUCUGCUUUUUGUCUGUAAUGCUAAUAUAAAGGUGUUUUACAAAAAAACAAAACACAUUAAAGGUUUUUCAGGGUUGCAACAAGGGCAGAAUGGAUUUAUGCUAUGUACCUAGUAUGCAGAUAGGAUCUGACCCUAAUAAUUCUGUUUUUUAGCUUUAUUGCGAUUUGUGUCUCUCAUUGGAUGGGUUUAGUGGCAAUAUUCAAUAUAAACUGUUUUUUGGGGGGAACUUUGGAAAACUUGUUAGCGAAGGAAUAACCAGCUAAAAAGAAUGAAGAUGUUUACAGCGUAAAAACUGACUAAUAUUGCUUCCUUUCUCCUAUAGCAAUACACACUUUCUUGAACUAUAAAGUCAGUGAAUAUAGUAGUGCUUUAUGAUUUGAGAAUAAGUGUGUAUGUCAAACUUCUAUCUAAUAAUUCAGCUAAAAUGAUGCGUUUCAUUUGUAUCUCUUUCCCAAAGCUGUGUUUGUCUUUUGUGGAGAAACUAUCCUCUUAUCUCAACUUCCCUUCUCAUGGUUCCCUACUCAUGGCAGUAUCUAAUACCCCUGCAGGCUUUAUGGGACAAUCCAAGCUGAAAAAAGAAGACAAAAGGCUUUCAUCUGUUUAUGGUGUGUCUGUCCCAUCAUGGACUUUGGCUGGCUCUGUAGUAUAAUGCAGUUCCUUGUCUCUCCAUCCCUACCCUGGCUCUUGCUCCCAAGCCCUUUCCACGUUGCCUUUCCCAAGGAAGAAAGGAUCCAGACAAUCAGAGAGACAGACUCUGCUCACACCUGGCCAUGGAAUAAUGAUUGGCACAAGAGCACUGCAUUGGAAGAACAAGCAGAAAAUAAAACAGAAUUUCCUAUUUCUGUGUGCAAUGCCCAUCAAAAGGGAGAUGCAUCCCGAUAUACGGUUGAGAUUCGAUUAUUGUAAAGUCUACACUAGAAAUUCUUCCAUGAAAAAUUCACGAGUCAGCUCCAGUUAUCCCAGAAAUCCUCAGAAAUAGAAGGAUCAAAGUCAAUCAGCUCCAAAGGUACAGAGCCAAAGGUAUCAGGUGAUAUGACUGAAAUGCAUCAUAAAGCUACAGAAGCGUUGAAAUCUGAAGAAAAAUCUAUGGAUCUUUCUGCAAUGCCUCGUGGUACGCCUUUAUAUGGACAGCCAUCAUGGUGGGGUGAUGAUGAGGCUGAUGAAAAAAAUGGUUGCAAGCAAGAAGGCAAACGUGAAGAAAAAAUUCAUGAAACAGGAGCUUCAGGAUGCAGCACAGAUACCAAGCAAGUUGAGGAGCAUUCUGCAUCUGCAAAUGAAGAACUUUAUCCUUUCUGUAGGGAGCCAAGUUACUUUGAAAUCCCUACAAAGGAAUUCCAGCAAACCUCACAGAUAGAGGAGAGCACUAUCCAUGAAAUUCCAACAAAAGACACACAAAGCUCCCAUGCAGCAGGUGCUGGGCAUGCUUCAUUUACCAUUGAAUUUGAUGACAACACCCCAGGAAAAGUAACAAUCAAAGAUCAUGUGACAAAAUUCACUUCAGAUCAACGACAUAAGCCGAAGAAGUCGUCCUCUGGUGGUCAGGACCUGCCUGGGCUUCAAACAGUGAUGAUGGCUGCAGAGAGCAAAGUAGCGGACUGGCUAGCACAGAAUAACCCCCCUAGAAUGAUAUGGGAACCAACAGAAGAAGAUUCAAAAAGUAUUAAGAGUGAUGUUCCAGUUUACUUGAAGAGACUGAAAGGAAAUAAACAUGACGACGGGACACAAAGUGAUUCAGAAAAUGUUGGUGCCCACAGGCAUUACAGCAAACGGGCCACACUUGAAGAACAUUUGAGGCAUCAUCAUGCAGAACAGAAGUCAUUGCACCAGAAAGUUCACUCUGCAGAAAAGCACCAAGAACAAGCUACUGUAAGUCAGACUGCCUUUAUGAUUGAGUUUUUUGAUGAGGACCAUCCUCGAAAGAGAAGGUCUUAUUCCUUUUCUCAGAACGUGGGAGGUGUCUGCCCAGAAACGACUUCUCCAACACCUCAUCCAAGAGCUGAGCGAGUGAAACAACCAUCAGGAGACAAAACAGUUUCUUCACCUUUGCAGACUAGCUCUUCACACUACAGGACAGUACACGGUGUUCAUACAAAACUGUUAAAGCAGAAAUCUGAAGAGCCUUCUGCUGCAUUACCUAUCUUACAAACUGUAUUGUUAAGGAGCUCUGGAAGCCUUGGGCAUAGGCCAGGACAGAGCCAGGAGAUGGACAAAAAAUUAAAAAGCCAAUCUGUGUCUGCUGCUACCGAAAAGGAUAAUGAUGAUGACCAAAGUGACAAAGGAACUUACACUAUUGAGUUGGAAAAUCCCAAUUCGGAGGAAGUGGAAGCACGUAAAAUGAUUGACAAGGUAUUUGGAGUGGAUGACAGCCAGGAUUAUAAUAGGCCUGUUGUCAACGAGAACCAGAAAGAUUUAGUAAAAGAUUGGGCUAUAAAUUCUGCUACAGUAGUACUGGAAGAAAAAAGACCACUGAGUACAACUGGAUUUCUUGACACAGAGGAAAGCUGUACUGCAUCUGGAAAUAAACGAUGGGUAUCACAGUGGGCUAGUUUGGCUGCUAAUCAUACACGACAUGACCAGGAUGACUUGAGGUUGGAGCCAUCUGCAUCUGGUCCUUUAGAAAACGAUACAGACAUCAGUGAAUCUGGCAUUUCGGUUAAAAGCACUGGUUCAGCCACAUCUGUGACUAGUCAAGGUGAGCGGAAGAGGAGAACACUUCCACAGCUUCCAAAAGAGGAGAAAACUGCUGAAAAUCCAAGAGCAAAGGGUACAUCUCAGAGAUCAGAGAUAGGUGAAAAACAGGACACAGAACUUCAGGAGAAAGAAACUCCAACGCGUACAUCCCAAAAAGAAAUACCACAUGAUGCAGAUAGCAGAAGCAUGGCCAAGUCAAGCAGAGCAAUGAAUGGUCUCUCUCCAAAAGCUGGUGGAGACAACAAGGUAUUUUCUCACCCUACGAGUUGUCCUUCCAGUAAAGACAAGGGUGAAAUUGCCAGGGAAACUUCAGUGGUAAAACAAGCUUUAGCUAAAAUUCAACAGCAGGAACAAAAGGAGCAGGCGCAUUGGACACCCGCUAAACUACUUUCCACAAAAGCUACUGCAAACCAGAUUGAGAAAGGUAGAGAGGAGGCUCCUACUCCCCCAAAAAUCUUGGAUAAUCAAGAAAAGGCCCCAGGACACGCGGUCAGUAAAGCAGAAGUGAAGGUGGCCCAAAGCGAAGGGAAAAGAAGAAAAACUGAGGAAAUCAUAAAAGGUCAAACUCCAAAAGGAUUUGGAGGAGAGAAGAAGGAAUCGUCAAAACCAUUAGUGAGACAAGGCAGCUUUACUAUAGAUAAGCCUAGCACAAAUAUCCCUAUAGAACUUAUCCCUCAUAUUAAUAAGCAGACUGGAUCUGCUCCCCCUUCAGCAUCCACAAACAUAAUACGUGAAAGAAGUGAUUCUAUGGAUACUGAUUCUAGUUUGGAUACAACACUCAUUUUAAAAGACACAGAAGCGGUAAUGGCUUUCCUUGAAGCUAAGUUGCGUGAAGAAAACAAAACAGAUGAAGGUCCUGAUACUCCUAGCUAUAAUAGAGAUAAUUCGAUUUCACCAGAGUCAGAUGUAGACACAGCCAGUACAAUUAGUCUGGUUACUGGUGAUGCUGAAAGAAAGCCCAGUCAAAAGCGAAAGAGCUUCACUACUCUCUAUAAAGAUAGAUGUUCCACUGGUUCUCCUUCCAAGGAUUUUUUAAAAUCUUCUGCAACAAAUGCUAGAGAAAAGGUAGAAAAGAAAACUAAAACCCGAUCUUUGGAUGCUGGUUCAAGAGCAGAUGCUCGUAAACUUGUGCAUUCCAGUGGACGAAUAAGGCAGCCAUCAGUAGAUUUAACAGAUGACGACCAGACAUCUAGCGUACCUCAUUCUGCCAUUUCUGAUAUCUUGUCAUCUGACCAGGAAACUUACUCUAGCAAAUCACAUGGAAGGGUUCCCUUUACUUCUGCAGAUGAACUCCUACAUUCCAAAAUGGAAGGGAAGUCAGUUAAAUCAAAGACUUCACCUGUUACAACUGGACAGUCUAGUAAAUCUACCACUCUUCCAAGGCCUCGUCCCACGAGGACUUCUCUCUUGCGCAGAGCACGGCUUGGUGAAGCCUCAGAUAGUGAACUUGCUGAUGCUGAUAAAGCUUCAGUGGCUUCUGAAGUAUCCACUACAAGUUCUACAUCAAAGCCUCCAUCAGGAAGGAGAAAUAUUUCCAGAAUAGACUUACUUGCUCAACCACGCAGAACUCGACUUGGCUCUUUAUCAGCACGAAGUGAUUCUGAAGCAACAAUAACUAGAAGUACUGCUUCAUCUCGUAACCCAGAAGCCAUCAUUAGAAGUGGUGCAAGAUUAACACCACCAGCGGAUAGUAGUAAAAUUUCUGCUAGAACUAGAGCUAAUAGCAUUUCUCGACUUUCAGAUUCAAAAUCCAAGCCAUUGACCUCAGCCCAUAAUUCUCCAACAGAGAAAUCCCAGCUUCUCCCAGACCCAGAUCCUGCUGUUGAAACUUACAGUGUAAAUUCAAGAUGGAGGCGCUUUCCUACAGAUUAUGCUUCCACCUCAGAAGAUGAAUUUGGAUCAAACCGUAAUUCCCCUAAACAUACCCGUCUACGUACUUCUCCAGCCCUGAAAACCACUCGACUGCAGAGCACUGGGACAGCAACGCAAAGUAGCAAUACAUUCAAGCAUAGGAUAAAGGAACAGGAAGACUACAUUCGAGAUUGGACUGCUCAUCGAGAAGAAAUAGCAAGGAUCAGCCAAGAUUUGGCUCUCAUCGCCCGGGAAAUCAACGAUGUAGCAGGAGAGAUAGAUUCAGUGACUUCAUCAGGCACUGCCCCCAGUACCACAGUAAGCACUGCCGCCACCACCCCUGGCUCUGCCAUAGACACUAGAGAAGAGGUAGGAGAUCUUCAUGGAGAAAUGCAUAAGUUGGUUGAUCGUGUAUUUGAUGAAAGUCUAAACUUCAGAAAAAUUCCUCCACUAGUGCAUGCCAAACCACCAGAAGGGAAUGGUCGGUCUAAUGAUUCUAAGCCUCAGCUAACAGAAGCACAUGAUCCCCCAACAAUUACACGGAGGAGAACCUGGAGCAGAGAUGAAGUUAUGGGAGACAGCUUGCUGUUAUCAUCAGUCUUCCAGUUUUCUCGGAAGAUAAGACAAUCCAUAGACAAAACAGCUGGCAAAAUCAGAAUAUUAUUUAAGGACAAAGACCGAAACUGGGAAGAAAUCGAAAACAAGUUACGAGCUGAAGGUGAAAUUCCUAUUGUGAAAACUUCAAGCAUGGAAAUUUCAUCGAUCUUACAGGAGCUUAAACGAGUUGAGAAACAACUGCAAGUGAUUAAUGCUAUGAUUGACCCUGAUGGUACCUUGGAUGCCCUGAGCAACUUGGGAUUCACUAGCCCUGUCUUACCAGCUGUACCCAAACAGAAGUCCAGUCCUGCUUCUCACCCUACCCGCCCUCAGAUACAACCAAACUGUCAACCAGAAGCUCGGGCUCUUAGACCUGCUGCUAAUUCCAUUUCAACUGAAUUUGACAAUGUUGAACCAGAGCCUGAUUUCAGCAUACAUUUUAAUAGGUUCAACCCAGAUGGGGAAGAGGAAGAUCCCACUGUACAUGAAUGAUGUUAUUCGUCAUUGACAUAUAUACCUUUAUUGUUGGAAUGUCUAAAAAUAAAAUCAUAACAUUGGUUUUAUAUUUAAAAAAAAAAAAAAGGAAAAGAAAGGCUUGGUCAGAAUAGCAGUUGUUUUGUUAAAUCAUUUUUCUUUAACUGUGAUAUUUUGAUUGUCUCUCAAUCCUUUUCUAACCAUACAGAUAAGCAUAGAUAUCAAUGUAGAAAAAGCAGAUUGUGGCAGGUUUGCCCUUUGUGGUUGUGUGCUUUGCAAACAGAAUUAUUAUGUCAGCAGUCUUUUCCAUCACAUAUGUUAUUUCUUUUUAAAAGCCAUGCUUUUAAAGGGACCUGUGAGCAGGCUAACAUCCUAUGUUACUGAAACUCCAAGUCUCCUUUGGUAAGCUGCUCUAUAAAUGGACCUCUACAACUAAAGGUUGUACAGAAUUAUUGAACAGUUGCAUUUGAUUCUGACUGAGAUGAUUUAUAUAGGAUACAUUAACUUUGAGUAAAAUGAUGCAUUACUAUAUAAGGUAAGACAGAUUUCGCAAAACAUUCAUUCUUGUGAACUGAAAUUUUCAAACAGUCCUGUGAUUUAUAUAAACUUUGUUGCUGUGUAAGUUGUCUUGAGGUUUACAACAUUCAGCUAUUAUGUUUGCACUAAGAAUUUGCUGGGAGUAGUAGGUGAACAUAUCGUUAGGAGCAAACAGUCUUUUCAUGUACAUAAAAAAAAAUGGUAAUACCAUACCUGUUUUAACACGGCAGUGUUUUAAUCCACUUUCUGAAAGGAUUAUUUGGCACUUUCUGAUCUUGUUCAAAAUGUCUUUUUGAUGUUAAUGAAAGUAAAAUAAUAAUAAUAACCUUAUUUCUGUCCAAAUGUUUGUUGAAAAUAGGAAACAUAUAGCUAUGUGAGACGUUUAGAAGGCAAAUGAGUUCUUAUAUUUGGUCACCAAUUCAAAUGCAACAUAAGUUUACAAAAAAGAUGAUUGUGUCUUGGAAUGAUCAUGAGAUGUAAAAUUUUCUUCAGGAGACUUGGAGAUAGAGUAGUCAUGACUUGGUUAAUCAGUAGGCUCACUCCCAAGCAAAUAAAUUGCUUCUGUAUAUUUUUCUGUAGACUCUAGUAAAUCUGUCUCUCUCUCUCUCACACAUUUACAAGGACUCUGGAAGAAGACUGCUAAUGUAGACUUUUUGCUUAUAACACUGAAAAGCAGGUCUAUUUAAAAUAUCUUGUAUAAACCUAUUUUCCUUAGAAGUUUUCCCAGUAAUUUAACAUUUGGAAAUAAUAAACUAAAAGUAAAUAACCCUGUAUUUCCAGAACACUGUAAUUUUGAAGGAAUCUUAUUUCUGUUAAAUGCAACUAAUAGACUGGAAUUUUCCUACGUUUGCAUUGGUCUCUCUGUAUUAAGGUUACAAAUACAGUUUUGCAGCUUUUAUGAAACGGUCUUUAAUAUUUCAUCAAUAAUCCUAUGUGACAUUUAUUUAAAAAUCCUUUCUGUACACUUUUAAAUAGUACAGGCUUUCAGAAGUCAUUACAAGUUGGACCAGUUAAUAAAAAUGCAAAAACUUUUUUGUAGAGAUGUAAAGAACCCAGUAAUAUGUUGUAUAAUGGUUUCAUAUAUUCGCUUUAAAACGUAAAAGAAAAUAGAAUAACCUUGUACUACUCAGUAUACUCCACUCUGCCUAACAGUGGAGGCCUGAACUACACUAGUUUACACAGAAACUAUAUGAAAGGGUUGAAAUGAUGCAGAAGGGCAAAAAUAACCAUUGAAAAUGGGGUCAGGUGUUGGAAACUAAGCGCACCAAACCAUCACUAUAAUUCCUUCCUUUGUUUAAUGCUUGGGAACAGAAUUUUUCCACAGAUGCAAGUGAAAAACAGAAAAAAAAAAAUUAAGAAAAAUUAAAGGUUUAGACUUUGUGCAAGAUUCUAUUUGUGUUCAUUCAGGCGUUUACACUUCUGUGUUCUGUAAUAAGCGUUUUGCAUUACUAUGUUCUUAUUUUGUAUGGACACAUUCUCUUUAUUUAUUUUUGUUACAUUUAUUAUGUAUGUUAUUUUGUUAUAUGCAUUUACAGCUCCAUUUUUAAAUAAAAGUGUUUCUGGAACUUUAUACAAUAA
This is a messenger RNA of Alligator mississippiensis (American alligator), 8623 nucleotides long. It is a transcript of the gene CEP170, whose product is annotated as centrosomal protein 170. The transcript has 18 exons. NCBI's taxonomy places the organism in Eukaryota, Metazoa, Chordata, Crocodylia, Alligatoridae. Gene Ontology annotation, molecular function: protein binding. The record is from RefSeq and is a predicted model, not a curated record. Bases 1928 to 6526 code for a protein of 1532 amino acids. Gene Ontology annotation, cellular component: centriole.